AUGAGAGAAUUAUUAGAAAGAUGUCCCAAUCACAAACAGCCAACAAAACUUAAUUUCAAUCCACCAACAAAAGGUGAGACAAAAUAUACUGUUUUAAAUAUUUUAUGCAGGUUUAUAUUUUUUAGGUUGUCUUAAAUAACUACUCAUUUACAUAUUUAAUAAUGCAUAAUAUUAUAAUAACUUAACAAAAAAAAAAACCAUCUGUUUUCAGAUUGUGUAUGAUUGUAUAGAUGAUACAGAAUACUGGAGUUUAAGCAGAACUGAUAUUUUUGUUGGUAAUUUCAGUGAUUCAUUAGGCACCAAUAUAUUAGGCGUGAAUAUUAGUAGUCAACAUUCAAGAGAAAAUAGCAAAAGCAAAAAUAUUCAGCAAGUAUCUAUAAUGUAUGGUAAUAUUAUGUAACAUGGUGUUCAGUAAAAGACUGACUGACAAACUGCAGUUUAUUUUAUAUAAUCUUUUUUAGGUUAACAUCAUUAUAAUCAAAUUAUUAUUAGCAAAUCAUUUCAUCUCUCCCCUGCUACAUUAGUGUGCAAAUAAUAAAUUAUUAAAAAUUUGCAAAUAACAUUUAUAAAACAGUGAAUAGUUAAAUAGUAAUUAAAGAAUGAUAUAAUUGAGUAUUUUCAAACAAUGAAGUCCUCUAGAUGCUUUGGAAUCUUCUUAGUCCUUUCACUUCUUCUGGUUGUUUUUCUCUUUGAACUGUGAUGCGUUCCUAGUCACCUGCCCUUGGUCAUCUCUUAUCCCAGGUCCUUUAAUUUCUAGUGUCUCCAGUGGUUUCAGGUUGAAUGGUAUUAAGUAUUAUUGAGAAAUUGUUUAUGAGCAUACUUAAAAAAUUAACACAAACAACUUAAUUGAUAAAGUGGAUUGUAUAUUUUAUUUUACAUUUUGAGAGCCAACAGAUGAAAAAAACUUUGUAACUGUCUCUAUCAAAGCUGAAAGAAAAAUAUUAAAUACAAGUUCAUCAGUGCUGCUAACACAAGAAUAGAUAUAUAUUAUUUAGCUUAAACAUAUUUUGUUUCUUGAUCUGUUACAAUCGAUUCUGGUAGGCCGUGUAAGCAUAUUAAGGACUCUACAAAAGCUUUUGCCAAAUUAUUGGAUGUGUUGUUCGAUAAUGGUACUACAACUGAGAACUUAGAUCAUCCUACCUGGUUAGUAUGAACUUGUUGCUGUUCCUUGAUGUAUCUAAUGGUUCUACCAUAUCCGGGAAGAAUUUUUCAAAAGGCCUACUCACUGUUGUAGUAAUUACCAUUGGUUGUUUAAUUGUUUUGUUAGUACUUUUAUUACAAUGCAAUGUGCUAUUUUACAUAUUUUUUCAAGUUUUUCCAAUGAUAGUUUUGUUUAAUUCAUUUGAUGGUUUUGAUUCAUCCUGAUGACAUCCCAGUGGGGCAUCCUGAAAUUCUUCUAUUAAGUCUUUCUUCUCCUGAAUAUUCAAACGUUUGAAACUAUUAAAAUCUCAAUUUGAGAAUUUUUGAAUACAUACCUUAGCAUAGUUAAAAUUUCGGGCCAUUCUAAACCAUCUAAUCCGCUUGUGGUUCUUGGUAAUGCUAAUUUUGAUAUACUUUUUUCCAAACAGAACUUCUAAAGGUUUAUAAGUGUGUUGAAUACAUUCUUGUAAGUAGGCUCCUGCCAAUGGUAUUGUUUAGUAAUCAGGUAUAAUUUGAUUUUUUUGUCAUAAAACCUUCAACAAUAUCUAGUAAUUGGUAUAUUUUAGCACAUAUAUGUCAUGUUACACAGUUUCUUGUAGCCAGACCAACUUGUACAACAGCUACAGAAGACAUCCUGAAUACUGUUGAAAAAAACAUCAUCGAUCAAUAUGGACCUCUCUUACUUAUAUUAGUGAUAACAGUUCUUCAUUCACCAGCACUAAAUUUCAACAGUUUUUAGAAAAAUAUGGAAUUGAACAUUUGUUAACCCCAUCAUAUACCCCUCAAUCAAACGACUUAAUAGAAUGUUCAAAUACAACAAUAAUAGCAGUACUUUCAAAAUUUACAUUAGAAUACCCAUAUGACUGGGAUAAAAAAUUACCAGUUUUAACUUUAGCAAUUAGCACUAUCCAGCAGAGUUCAUUAAAAUAUUCACCAUUUUAUCUACUACACGCAUAUGAUCCUAGAAUUAUUUCUUCAGACAUAAAUUUGGGUAUAUCAAUACCUGAAAUUACUAGAGAACUACAGUUAGAUGAAUUACCUGAUACAAGGAGGCUGCUGAAAACAUUAAAAAAAGCAUGA
Molecule: messenger RNA, 2220 nt
Organism: Cinara cedri
Lineage: Eukaryota; Metazoa; Arthropoda; Insecta; Hemiptera; Aphididae
Source: the annotation of a GenBank genome assembly